Molecule: messenger RNA, 751 nt
Organism: Phoenix dactylifera (date palm)
Lineage: Eukaryota; Viridiplantae; Streptophyta; Magnoliopsida; Arecales; Arecaceae
Source: RefSeq, a predicted model, not a curated record
UAGACUGUUCAAACUCUCUCGAGAGUCAAGACCCACUCAAACGCGCAAGACGUUUCCUCUUCUACCCCUAAAUAAGCCAUGUGAUCCCUAAAUUUCUCGCCCUCUCCUCCUUAUAUCGUAAUAUCUCGCUCAGUCUCUCAAACCUUCUCUUGUAUUAUAUUAUUCCACAAGAUUUCUUCGCCUGGUGCUCGGCCGUCGUUUCUUGGACCGUCUUUGAUGGAUCCGGUGGUGGUGUCGCAGCUGGCGACGGGGCUCGGGGUUCUGGCCGGGGCGAUGCUGGUGAAGUCGGCGAUGGAGCGGCCGAUGGCCGGGCCCGGGGAGUGGCGGCCGCCGCGGUGCGCCACGUGCAACGGCACGGGCCGGGUCACGUGCCUGUGCGCCCGGUGGUCGGACGGCGAUGUCGGGUGCCGGACCUGCGCCGGGUCCGGCCGGAUGGCCUGCAGCCGCUGCGGUGGGUCCGGCACCGGCCGGCCACUCCCCAUCCGGCUGAACCUGCGGUCCAACCGGUCGCCGUAACUAUAAGAGAAAGAGAAAUAUCCAGAUAUCAAAGAUUACGUUAUGUAUAUUGGUCAGCUAUUUUUGGAUUGGUGGGAAAUUAUAUGAUUUUAGAUGAUGAUUUUCAUGUAGAAGUUUCAGUCAAUUUACGAACAAGAUGGAGUUGAUGUCUGUUUUUUCUGUGUACUACAUCUCAUAUAUUGAUUAAAAGAAAGAAAAAAAAUACAGAUUAUAAGCAAGAUGUCUUGUUUUUCUG